GGGCCACACUUCGACUCCAUUCCCUAACCAAACUACAUCAUGUACAAGUUCGUAGUAAGUAGCAGCCGAGAUCUGACCGAAUAUUUCCAAACUCGCUUCAGUUACAAAGUUAACUUGCUCUUCUUCGCGCUACUUCUUCUUCUUACUCUUCUUCGUUAAAACAGUUACCUUCGUUCGCGUAUCUAACGUACAUUUCGUUUCAGAUUCCUUUGUUCAUCGCCUCGUUGAUCGCCAUCAGCGCGACCGAACCUACAAAGAAGCUGGGGAAACGUGGUCUUAUCGGAGGCAACAAUGACUUCGACGCAUUAGGAGCAGACUCUACUGCAAAGUACCUUCCACCUGUAUCCGCCGUUAAGAGACCCUACGUGGUCUCUUCCGUUCCAAGCUCGUCCUACGGUGUCCCGUCUUACUCUGCACCGGAGCCAACUUAUGGAGUUCCUGCUCCUGCGCUAGUUCCAUCUUACUCAGUUCCAGACCCUGCCCCAGCACCACUUUCCGUUCCAGUACGCGCUCCAGCACCACUUUCCGUUCCAGUACCCGCUCCGGCACCACUUUCCGUUCCAGUCCCCGCUCCAGCACCACUUUCCGUUCCAGUCUCUGCUCCAGCACCACUUUCCGUUCCAAUCCCUGCUCCAGCACCACUUUCCGUUCCAAUCCCUGCUCCUGCGCCAGUUGCUCUUCCCGUUUCUCUUCCUGCGCCACUUGCUGUUCCCGUUCCUCCUCCUGCGCCACUUGCUGUUCCUGCCCCUUCUGCUGCUGUCCCUACCUCUCUUCGAACGUACUCCGCUCCAGUUGCUGCCCCAGUCCCAUCGUACUCUGUUCCUGUCUCGGUUCCAGCGCCAACUUACGGUGUACCAGUCUCUGCACCUCUCCCGAUUUACAGCGGCUCUGUCUCGGUGCCGAGUUCGAGCUACGGGGUGCCCAGUCUCUCGUCGGCCCACAGCGUCUCGAGUUUAACCGCUUCGGUGCCUCUGUCCACGGGAGCAGUGAGUGCACCUAGCACGUCUUACGGUGUGCCAAGCGCCGUCGUCCAAUCCGUACCCUCCGUCGGUCUUUCGUUCAACUCGGCCAGUUACCCGAGUCAAACGUCCAGCCACGUUUCUGCAGGUGGACUUUCAUUGAGCUCCCUCAGCGUGCCCGUCAGAUCAAACGGAGUGUCAAGCUACAGCGGUGGAUUCGCAAGUGGAUCGGUUUCGUCGUCGUUGCAAUCGGCCGCCUCUGCCAACGAUGGAUAUUCGUAUCCCGUGCCUUCGAAGCAGUUGCUCGUUUGA
Molecule: messenger RNA, 1271 nt
Organism: Heterotrigona itama
Lineage: Eukaryota; Metazoa; Arthropoda; Insecta; Hymenoptera; Apidae
Source: the annotation of a GenBank genome assembly